ACAUUUAUCUGUGUUUUGCACCUUAUUAUUGCAAAUAAUAAAAAAUAUAUUAGAUAAAAUAGGGCAUAAUUGCAUUAAUAACGCCUAGCGUUCGAUGUGGAUGUGAAUGUGGUUGAGAUCAUUUGUUCGCGCUUAUUUGUUCGUGUUUAUUUCGGUGUGAGAAUGAAAGUUACAACCAAUGGUUAUAUAUGUAUAUACCAAUAAAGUUGUGUGAGUGUGGAAACGUGCAGAGCUGCGCUCCUGCUCGAAAGCAACGCGAAAAUAAUUGUUAGUAGGUCAAGGCACAGAGAACAGAGGACGAGGACGAAGCCGAGGACGAACGGAACCGAACUUAAACGUGUUUAAAGAUAACUGUAACUGAUAAGUAUUUCAUAAUGUCUGAUCUCGGCAGUGGAGACGAAGGCAUCUCAGGAUCAAAAUACAAUGCAAGCAAUAUGGAAGGUGCUUCAAGCAGAAAUGACUUCGACACCUCCGGUAAAGCAGGCAGCGCUGUUGAACAGGAGCUGGCAACUAAAAUGCUUCAAAUACAAUCAAAACGAUUUUACCUGGAUGUUAAGCAAAAUCGACGUGGGCGAUUUAUUAAGGUCGCUGAGAUUGGGGCCGACGGCAGGCGCAGUCAGAUAUAUUUAGCGCUAUCCACCGCUGCGGAAUUCCGAGACCACUUGUCAUCAUUUAGCGACUACUACGCUUCUUUAGCUGGUCAAAACGCAGGCCCUCCAAACACAGAUAAUUUGCCAGAGGAUGGCAAAUUAAAGUCGGAGAUGAUGAUAAAGGAUAAUAGAAGAUAUUAUUUGGACUUAAAGGAAAAUGCUCGUGGACGUUUCCUUCGGGUCUCACAGACAAUUACAAGAGGUGGACCUAGAUCUCAAAUCGCGCUACCAGCUCAAGGCAUGAUUGAGUUUCGUGACGCAUUGACAGAUUUAUUGGAGGAGUUUGGAGCGAACGAUGGAGGAUUCAAAGGCGAUUUGCCGGAAGAACGUCAUAUGAAAGUCGAUAAUAAAAACUUCUAUUUCGACAUUGGUCAGAACAAUCGCGGCGUUUAUAUGCGGAUAAGUGAGGUGAAAAAUAAUUUUCGCACUUCGAUUACUAUUCCUGAAAAGUGCUGGAUACGCUUUCGUGAUAUUUUCAACGACUAUUGCGACAAAAUGAAAAAAUCGUCCGACUCUACCCCAAUCACUGCCGAUAAUAAUCUACAGACUACAGCAAAUAGUCUUAAAUAAAUGGCAAGAAAACGUGAUCUAAGCAACUAUCAAAGAUGCACUCAAUGCACUAAGUUAUAAAAUAGUAUAUAAAGGUUUUCAUUUUUGCGCUCGAACCAUAUUUUUUAUUUAACUGGACAUGUGUAUGCGAUAUCGCUACCGCCUUUCAUUUCAUUUUUCAAUUUAAACACAUUUUGAAAUUUCAACUUUGUAUCCAAAACAAAUACACACAACAUACCCACAACAUAA
Molecule: messenger RNA, 1448 nt
Organism: Scaptodrosophila lebanonensis
Lineage: Eukaryota; Metazoa; Arthropoda; Insecta; Diptera; Drosophilidae
Gene: Pur-alpha
Product: transcriptional activator protein Pur-beta
Exons: 9
Coding region: 375-1220 (281 amino acids)
Biological process (GO): regulation of transcription by RNA polymerase II
Cellular component (GO): nucleus
Molecular function (GO): RNA polymerase II transcription regulatory region sequence-specific DNA binding; purine-rich negative regulatory element binding; DNA-binding transcription factor activity, RNA polymerase II-specific
Source: RefSeq, a predicted model, not a curated record